AUUCAGCACCAUGCAGCGUGCCAGGACGGCUCUGCAGCUUCUCAUCACCUCCACGACAUGUCAUUUUCCUCCUCAUCUUCGCCAUUUUCACCAUCCCCACCGUCAUCUCCAGGAGAUGCGCUCCGUGGGGAUCGUUGGAGCGCCUUUCUCCAAAGGACAGCCCCGGGAUGGUGUGGAGCUCGGACCGGAUGCGAUCCGCGCCGAGGGACUCGUACGUAAACUGCAGGCGCAAGGCUGCGUGGUGAAGGAUUACGGCAACUUGACAUUUGAGGACGUGCUGCCCGACGAGCCAGUGGGGCGGGUGAAACAUCCCCGGGCGGUGGGCAAUGCUAACCUGAGGCUGUCAGAGGCGGUGCGGGCGGUGAAGCGCAAUGGACACACGGCGGUCGUGCUGGGCGGAGACCACAGCCUGGCCAUUGGCUCUGUCCACGGGCACGCGUCAGCUGUGGGGGACGUGAGCCUGGUUUGGGUGGACGCCCACGCCGACAUCAACACGCCGCUGAGCACGCCCACGGGAAACAUGCACGGCCAGCCCGUGUCCUACCUGCUCCAUGAGUUGCGCCCAAAGAUCCCAAUCCUGCCCAACUUCUCGUGGAUGAGUUCGUGCGUGUCGGCCAAACAUUUGGUCUACAUCGGCCUGAGAGACCUGGACCCCGAGGAGCAUUACUUGCUGAAGCUGGCGAGCGUGAAGGCCUUCUCCAUGACACAGGUGGACGCUCUGGGCGUCGGCCGAGUGAUGGAGGAGACGUGCGACUUCCUGUGUAAAGACGGGGCCAGGAGGCCGAUCCACCUGAGCUAUGACGUGGACGCCUUGGAUCCGGCCGUCACCCCGGCGACAGGGACGCCCGUGCCGGGCGGCCUCACCUACAGGGAGGGCGUGUACAUCGCAGAACACAUCGCCAACACCGGGCUGCUGUCGGCAGUGGACGUGGUGGAGGUGAACCCUGCGGUGGGCGUGUCGGAGCAGGAGGUGCGGCGCACGGCCAGGGCCGCGCUGGACGUUCUGCUGGGCUGCUUCGGACGCCUGAGGGAGGGGAACCACCCGGAUGAGUUCUGCCUGCCUGACGCGUGACGACUGCAAAAGCGAGGCCCCGCGCCCCUUUCUGCAUUUCCUCACAAUCCUUCAAGUCUCGCUUAAGGUCCUACGUUUUUUCCUCUUGACUUAAAGAACCUGGUCCAAGCUUUGUGAUUUCCAAGCACGUCAAAGGUGCUUGUCCAAGAGUGACAAAUUCUUCACUUGAUUA
Molecule: messenger RNA, 1244 nt
Organism: Syngnathus acus (greater pipefish)
Lineage: Eukaryota; Metazoa; Chordata; Actinopteri; Syngnathiformes; Syngnathidae
Gene: arg1
Product: arginase 1
Exons: 8
Coding region: 11-1072 (353 amino acids)
Cellular component (GO): cytosol; cytoplasm; nucleus
Molecular function (GO): manganese ion binding; arginase activity
Source: RefSeq, a predicted model, not a curated record